Limulus polyphemus (Atlantic horseshoe crab) is the source of this 3726-nucleotide messenger RNA. RefSeq names its product MAP kinase-interacting serine/threonine-protein kinase 1-like. Lineage: Eukaryota; Metazoa; Arthropoda; Merostomata; Xiphosura; Limulidae. Gene Ontology annotation, biological process: intracellular signal transduction; peptidyl-serine phosphorylation; protein autophosphorylation. Gene Ontology annotation, molecular function: ATP binding; calcium-dependent protein serine/threonine kinase activity; calmodulin binding. Gene Ontology annotation, cellular component: cytoplasm; nucleus. The transcript is spliced from 11 exons. Bases 387 to 1892 code for a protein of 501 amino acids. The record is from RefSeq and is a predicted model, not a curated record.
AAUUCGGAUGUGAAACGGUAAGGAUAGAGGUAAAGAUUGUUUGGGCAUCAGCUAUCCAGCUGAGCUCUAGCUUGCAGCUGGGCGUAAAGCCAAAGCAAGUAGUGGUUUGUUAUAAAAAUUGUUAUCUUCUACUAGUCUAUAGUAUCAAUUUAUUUUUUUAAUUAAUGUUAAACAAACGAAAUUCUAAACGCAACAAUUUUGAUAUUGAGUGCCAUUAUUGAAUCGUACCUGCUGGUCGUUGCUUAUGCUUGGGGACUGGCUUGUCACUUUCUGUAAAUUUUGCAGCGUUUGACUGGCCACAAAGGCCUAAUUACGGCUUUGCCGUUUUUCAUUAAUUCGAGUCCAUUUCAGUUUUGCUAUCUAGACAGGGUGUCUAUAAUUUUAUCAUGCCAGAAUCGGUAACUCCGGUAAAACAGGGUGUUUAUCUGAAUGAAUCUGUCGCUGUUAAUCAUGUUACAUCAACUUCAAGAGAACACGAAUCGAGUUUUAACCAUAAUCGAGACCACGCAACUAUGCCGAAUUUGCUUCCAGUUCCAGGAACAGAAAACACGUCAGAGACUGCAACCUCGGACUUUCUCCCAGCUAACACCAAGAAUGGCCAUGUCAGCAGUGAGCCAGAACCCAUUCCCAUACAGCAAGGAGAACGAAAGAAAAGGAGAAAGAAGAAGAGAAGGGAACCAAGUUUGGCAGCCAGCACUUUUGAAGAUCUGUACAGACUGACAGGAGAAAUACUUGGAGAGGGAGCAUAUGCUUCAGUUAGAACAUGUAUUAACCUUUAUACAGGGAAUGAAUAUGCUGUUAAGAUCAUUGAAAAAGAACCUAGCCACAGUCGGGCUCGAGUAUUCCGAGAGAUAGAAACAUUCCACCACUGCCAGGGGCAAAAGAACAUUAUCCAACUUAUUGAAUUUUUUGAGGAGGAAGACAGGUUUUAUUUGGUUUUUGAAAAAAUAUGUGGAGGCCCACUUUUAGCUCAUAUUGAGAAACGGGUCCAUUUCACAGAGAAUGAAGUUAGUAUUAUUAUCAGGGACAUUGCUGAAGCUUUGAAGUUUUUACACAAAAAAGGCAUAGCACACAGAGAUCUAAAGCCAGAGAACAUUUUAUGCUUCAGUGAAGAUCAAGUCUAUCCAGUCAAAAUUUGUGAUUUUGACUUGAGUAGUGGGAUCAUCUUUGGUAGCACAACUCCAGUCAGCACUCCUGAGCUCUUGACUCCAGUUGGCUCAGCUGAAUUCAUGGCACCAGAAGUAGUGGAAGCCUUUACUGGUGAGGCCACCACGUACGACAAACGUUGUGACUUGUGGAGUCUUGGUGUGAUCAUGUACAUACUGUUGUGUGGUUAUCCUCCUUUUUAUGGACGUUGUGGGAGUGAUUGUGGAUGGGAACAUGGCGAAUUUUGUGAAGCUUGUCAGGACAUGUUGUUCACAUGCAUUCAAGAAGGAAUGUAUGAUUUUUGUGAACGAGAGUGGUCUUCAAUUUCUGAGGAAGCUAAAGAUUUGAUACGCCAUUUGUUAGUUAAGGAUGCUAGCCAGCGUUAUACUGCAGAGACUGUAUUGAGUCAUCCAUGGGUCAAACAUGGUGGACCAACAAUCUUUUUGAACACACCAAACAUUCUCAGGAAGAACAAAAGUGCACGAGACCUAGCAGCUUUUACGGAAAGUGCUAAUGCUGUGAAACGGAUGGUGGUACACCAUGUCACUUUCAGUAUGGAAAUGAUUAGGCCACCUUGUUGGGAAGAUGAUGAAAAUUUUAUUGAAACUUCAUCUCCACCAAUGGAUGAGUCACCACCACCACCACACAUUUUUAAACUGUCACCUCCAAAUGAUUCAAAAUUAGCCCAACGCCGUUUACGAAACUUGAGUUUAAGACAAGCUGUGGAAUCAGUUGUUGUGAGUUGAUUAUUUAGUUUUAAACUUUUUUCUCCCUGGACAUACAUGGUGAAGUGUUUAGUUGGAUCAUUAAGUCAUUCUGUGGUACUACUUUACUUGAACAGGAGUUUUUAAUUUUAAUAAUAUUCACAAAAGAAAGCUUUUAACUAGAGGAACUUUUUGUAUAAACUCUGUAGUCUUCACUGGUAUAUAGCUGCCCCUUUGCUGUGUGCUUCUUAGCAAUUGUACUUUUAACUAUUUGACAACAGAUUAUAAGUAAUACUAAUAUUUCAUUGUUAUUCUUCAGUAUGGCCAGCUCAAGAAUGAUAUUCCUGGACACUUGUGAUAACUUUUAUCAAGUUUAAGUGUGUCAAAAUGUCAGUCUUGAGCUAGUCCUGCCAAAGUAAACAAUGAAUUGCUACCUGUAAAAAUCUUAAAUACUCUUAUCACACUGUUAUAAAAGCCUUUUUCCCAAGAGACCGAGAAGUGUAUUUACUUUCAUAAUAAAGUUACAAAUCCAUCUUGAACUUGGUAAGGUUCUUUGUUCCCACUUGACUGAAGAGAAAUAUCAAUAUAUCUUGCUCCUCAGUUACAGUAUUGGUGGCUUUCUGAUACCCUAACAUGUAGAAAACAAUUUUUUUUCUUUUUUUGGGGCUUAUUUAACCUCUACAAUUUCUACAUCGAUGUUGUUAAUGAUAUUUUAUCAUUUUUAGAGGAACUGUAUUUUUCCCAGAAAGACUAUUCAGUGUAAUGUAUGUAACUAUGUAAUUUCACUAUAUUUCUGAACAUGGUUGUAGCAAAUGACUUAUUUUCUUUUAACAGUUAAAAAAACAAAACAAAAAAAACUUACACCUUUGUGCAUAUUAUUAGAUUCUAUAACCAUUUGUUAUUGGGAUGUUUUUAAAUAUGAAAAUUAAUUAUUUUAGAUAGUAGACUUUACUGAAGGUCUGUAAUUUUCCUUUCUGCUAUUUUGGAAACCAAAAUGAUAGCUGACAUUGCAUGAACAGCAACUUGAGUACCUUUUCAGAAAUACGUUCGUUAGUUUCAAAACAUUACAUGACAACUUAAGAAUUGCAUUUUAAACUAUUGUAACUUUAAAUGUGAAUUACUUGGACUUAAGAUUUUGCUUCUGCAGUCAUUGCCAUUAAACAUUUAGUUAAAUUUUGAUAUUUAAGUUAGUUUUCAUGAAUGCACAUAUAUUUUAAUGUUUUACCACUUUUAUUUAGUUCAGUGUUUUUCCUUAAAAAUGCAACUUAAUUACAGUUAAAAUGUUCCUGCAGUGUUCAUUAUAUAAUAACUUUCCUCUUCAUCAUUCCUUGAAUUUGUUAAUAAAAAUACAACAAAAAUUAAUAAAAAAAAAAAAAGUUAUACAAAAAUGUGGUUCAUUUGAUUCAGUAUUUAGAUUAUGUAAGAAUAAAAAUGUGAUGAAAUUAUGGAAGUUUACGUUAGUAAAGACAGAAUGACAGAUUUUAAAAAAUUCCGUCCAGUCUGAAAGAAAUAACUUCUUGUAAAACUUGAUUUUCCCCAGCUUGGUGUUUGUUUAGUACUAUCAAUAAUGUACCUGUAUGCUCAAAAUGCUCUACAAAGAGACCAUAAUGAAUGAAUUGUCUAUUGGGUUUGUGAAGAGAACUUGGUGAUUGAAUUAUUUGGAUUAUUCCCUCUGGCAGAUUAGAACUUUUUCUAAUUUUGUUUGAAUUACUACAAGUAAAGUAGUCUGAAGUUUUGGAACAUAUUUACAAUUAAAGAAAAAAAAAAAAUUGUAGAAAAGGAAAUAACCUGGUUGUUAAAAUGUCUAUAUAUUACAGAUAAAAAUUUGGAUGCACCCAAUGUACAUCAGUAGGAAAAAUAAAAAUAAAGAAUGAGA